Messenger RNA from Auanema sp. JU1783, 879 nucleotides. NCBI's taxonomy places the organism in Eukaryota, Metazoa, Nematoda, Chromadorea, Rhabditida, Rhabditidae. The record is from the annotation of a GenBank genome assembly.
AUGGAGGAGGACCCUCGAGAGAGGGCUUAUAAAGCUGUAACCUAUGCUGCUGUUACUUUUUCAAUUGUAGCUAUUCUUUCGGUUUGUAUCACUAUGCCGAUUGUAUAUAAUUUUGUGGAUACAGUUCAACAGCAAACCAAGAGAGAUAUGAUGUUCUGUAAGACCACUGCUCGUGAUAUUAUGGGCGAAAUCGAACAUCAAAAACCACAAUCACUUAGUUCUUUUGCUAACAAUGGCACAAAUAGGGUGAAAAGACAAGCUGUUGGUUGUGCGGGUUGUUGCUUGCCCGGACAUCCAGGACGACCUGGUCAACCUGGACGCAACGGUAAACCUGGUGUUCCCGGAACUCCUGGUAAACCGGGAACUCCAGGACGUCCUCCUAUCGUUUGUCAGGAAUUAGAUAUUCCUCCAUGUAAUCCAUGCCCUCCUGGCCCACCAGGACCCCAAGGACCAUCUGGACCCUCAGGAAACCCAGGUCGUGCUGGUAAUCCUGGAAGACCAGGAUCUCCAGGACAGCCAGGUCCCCCAGGACCAAACGGGCCAUCAGGACCAUCUGGAAACCCAGGAAAUGAAGGAGAGAAGGGAGAACCCGGUAGACCAGCUAUUUCCACUCCAUCUAUUCCAGGAGAACCCGGACCAUCGGGAGAGACAGGACCCUCCGGCUUACCUGGACCAGACGGACAACCUGGUCGCGACGGACAACCAGGACAACCAGGACCACAAGGACCAUCAGGACCACCCGGAGCUGCUGGACCACCAGGACCUGCAGGAAAGCCUGGAUUGGCUGGUCAACCAGGACCUCAAGGAGAACGUGGCAUAUGUCCCAAGUAUUGCGCAUUGGAUGGUGGAGUCUUUUUCGAAGAUGGCACCAGACGAUAA